CUGGUGCUUCUUGGAGGGUGUGGGCUUAUCGCAGUCUCUCACAGCUGUACCUUCCUGCGCAUCUCCAACACGGAAAAAAUCAGCAUUAAGUGGCGUUUAGGAAUAACGUUGAGUGGCUUCGAAAAGGUGGCAUUUUCGUAUUUCGCCUGGAGAAUUUCCUGAUUUCCUGAACGAAGGUUACACGUAGAUGGCUAAAUAUUUUUGCAAUCUGCAAGAUGGUACACAUCAAAUGCCACGGAAAUCAGACGCUCGUGCGUGAUGCUUUCGACUAGCUAAACAUAAUUUUAGCUAAUCGCAUGACAACAGAAUUUACUUUUAUUGAAAAAAAAAAAAUCUGCAAACAUCUGCAGCGUUGUGUGUAGCGAGAUUUAAAUAUUAAUAUGGGGGAAGCGUGCAGAAGGGGGGUUCUCAAACGACGGUAGGCCUGGAGAAAUAUCCCAUCGCUUUUGGAUUGGUAUUGACUAUGCCACUGUGAGGCGGUGAGUCUAACUGAGCAGUCUUGAUGUUGGCUGGCGAUGAAAUAGGCGACUGUAAACACAAAUAAAGGCGAGGCGCGUAUCCUUCCUGUAGCCUAUUGGAAAUUUACUAUUGUGUUUCCUCACUCCAGCUUUUGCUGUAAGCUUUUAUUUUGGAAACAAGAGCGGUGGAAACGGGAUUGUGAUAUUUAUUUAUUCGUUUAUCUGCAAACACACUGUGAAUGAGUUUGUCAGCAAUGGCGGGUCCCGAACAGAACCAACAGCAGGUCGAGGAAAUAGACGAUCAGCUGGAUGAUGCGGAGCUGGCUCUCCAGGGCAUUAAUAUGCUUCUCAACAAUGGCUUCAGAGAGAGCGACGAGUUGUUCAAAAGAUACAGGAAUCACAGCCCACUGAUGAGUUUUGGAGCCAGUUUCGUCAGUUUCCUGAACGCCAUGAUGACGUUUGAGGAGGAGAAGAUGCAGAUGGCCUGCGAGGACCUGCGGGCUACGGAGAAGCUGUGUGAGAGCGAUAACGUGGGGGUCAACGCCGGGGUCAUCGAAACCAUCAAAAACAAGAUUAAGAGGAGUAUGGACUCUCAGAGGUCUGGGGCCGUGGUGGUGGAUCGGCUGCAGAGACAGAUCAUCGUGGCGGACUGCCAGGUCUACCUCGCCGUGCUCUCCUUUGUGAAGCAGGAGCUCUCAGCGUACAUCAAAGGAGGCUGGAUCCUCCGCAAGGCCUGGAAGAUGUACAACAAGUGCUACAGCGACAUCAGCCUUCUGCAGGAGGCGUGUCAGAGGCGGGCCUCCCAGGAAGCUCCGCCCCUGGACCAGGCCAAUGACAACGCGCCGCCGCGGGGGGCCGCCACGGCCGAGGCGCUGGGCCGGCUCAAGGGCUCGGUGAGCUUCGGCUAUGGCCUCUUCCACCUGUGCAUCUCCAUGGUGCCGCCCCACCUGCUGAAGAUCGUCAACCUGCUGGGUUUCCCCGGCAACCGGCACCAGGGGCUGGCUUCUCUCGCGUACGCGAGUGAAAGUAAGGACAUGAAGGCCCCUCUUGCUACGCUGGCGUUGCUGUGGUAUCACACGGUGGUCCUGCCCUUCUUUGCUCUGGAUGGCUCAGACACGCAGAUGGGCCUGAUAGAGGCGAAAGGAAUCCUGCAGAACAAGGCGACGGUUUACCCAAACUCCUCCCUCUUCAUGUUCUUCAGAGGCAGGGUCCAGCGGCUGGAGUGCCAGAUAAACAGUGCCUUGACUUCCUUCAAUGAUGCAUUGGAGCUGGCGACAGACCAAAGGGAGAUCCAGCACGUUUGCCUGUAUGAAAUCGGCUGGUGCAGCAUGAUUGAGAUGAACUUCAGCGAUGCCUACAAGUCCUUUGAACGGCUGAAGAACGAGUCAAGGUGGUCGCAGUGCUACUACGCCUACCUGACCGGAGUGUGUCAGGGAGCUGCCGGGGAUCUUGAAGGAGCCAUCAGCGUCUUCAAGGAUGUCCAGAAGCUCUUCAAGAGGAAGAACAACCAGAUCGAGCAGUUCUCCUUGAAGCGGGCAGAGAGGCUGAGAAAGAUGAACCCCAGCAAGGAGUUGUGUAUCCUAGCAUCCAUCGAGGUCCUGUAUCUGUGGAAGGCCCUGACCAACUGCUCUACCUCCAAACUGCAGCUCAUGGGCCAAGUCCUACAGGGAAUUAAUGACAUGCAUUGCAUGGGUCUCAAAAACCUGCUUCUGGGAGCCAUUCACAAAUGCCUCGGAAACACAAAAGACGCCAUUCAGUGUUUCCAGCUGUCAGCCAGGGACGAGAUGGGCCGACUGAACAACUCCUACGUCCAGCCGUACGCCUGCUACGAGCUGGGCUGCGUCCUCCUCAGCAAGCCAGAGGCUGUAGGGAGAGGUAGAGCACUGCUCCUCCAGGCUAAGGAGGAUUUCGCCGGCUACGACUUUGAGAACAGGCUGCACGUGCGCAUCCACUCCGCCCUCGCGUCCGUGAGAGAGGUGGUGCCUCAGUGACUCCGCCUACCCACUCCGCCCACUUCCCCCAUAGGGUGGUCAUGGAAGACUUCAGAUAUAUGCUCAAGCUAGUGAGUUUAGGUGGGGGAGGGGGAUUCUAUCCAUGUUAUAUGGUCCUGAUGCUAACUCUCUUAUUUUCACUAUAACUGUGUGCUAAGCACUGUGUGUAUGUCGCCUAGCGACAGACACGGCAUUAGAAUACUAAAGUAAUUAUGCAUGACCAUUUUACAGAGUCUGGACCUGUAUUCAUAAAGCAUCUCUGAGUAGGAGUGCUGAGCUAGGAUCAGGUUCUCUUGGCCCAUAUUCUAACCAUAGCCAUUGCUGGCUAAAAAAGGCAAGCUGAUCCUAGACCAGCACGCUGCCUUUGAUAUGAGCUAUGAACAUAGGCCCUACAUUUGAGACACUUUAUGAAUACUGGCCCUGGAUGUAUUUGCACAAUCUGUCCUCACAUCACCCAUGCACCCUUCUGCUUGAUUUUAUAAUUCACUAUGAAGACCUUUCACAUUUACCAAUAAGGCAGGAUUUUACUUUUGAUUUUUAAUUUAAAAAAAUAUAUUUUUACAAUAAUAAAAAAUUACACUUUAAAGUGAAAGUGUGAAGACACGGCAGGUUGUAAUGAAACCUCUUUUGUUUGGAUUCGUCAGGUAGUUAUCCUGUUGGCGACCUGGCAGAGUGGAGUAGAUUGUGAUUGAAAGGGCAGUGCUGUAGUGUGCCGACUUGGUGCUCUCGUCAUACUUAAAACGAUCAAAGACGCAGCUUCCCAUGGUGUGUGUGUGUUGCUUUUUCUCUCUAUGUUGUGUUGCCAAAUACGUUUGCACUGAAAAUGUGUGGGCCCCCUGUUAUGAAGAGCAAGUCUAGGCCUGCAGAUUACUGUGAUGAGCUGCAAAAAGACAGCUCAAAUCGAGAGAAAGAGAGAGAUAGGAGCAGACAGAAAGAGACAAAAAUGUUCUUGAAUUGUUUACUGUUUUUCGAAUGACCCUUUACGAUUAAAAUUUUGUCACUUUUAGCCUAAGCGACUUGCAUUGCAGUGCAUUUAUCAUGGAAAGCAAACACUGCUAGAACUAGAGAUCGGCAGUUACAAUAACUUUGGUUUGCGGUUGUGUCAUGAAUCGGUCCAGUCAUCAUAGACAAUUUUACACCAUUCAUUCCAGUGAUCCAAUCAAAUAUAUGGCAUGAAUAAAUCAUCUUAGGAUGGUUUAUCACUGACAGUCUUAUACAAAUCUGAGGCACUUUAACACUUAGUAUUGUGAGGUAGCUAGACUGAUAAAACAUGAAUGAUGGCUGUUUUGACAGCUUGGUUGGUAUGGCAAGACCUUUUUAACCCUGUUAUUCUACAAACGCCUAAAUGCCCAAAACCAAAUUAUGUGCUUGCUAGUGAGUCAAAAAGUGAGUAUCUGACAAUGAAUAUUGCAUAGAGAAUGCAACACCUGUUAGUGUAUUGAUUGAAUGGGGAGGGAUUGCCAAUCAUCACUUGGCUUUCAGCAGAACUAAAGAAUAGACUGAUUUGUUUUCUAACAAUUGGUUUGGAGCUUUACGAAAAAAAUAUGGGCCCAGUGGUUGCGUUAAUGCAGGAUUCAGCGUUUUUUAAAGUAGAAAAAAAAGAACCAAAAUACAGUGGGGGGGAAAAAUACACUGCGUUCUAUAAAUGCAGAUAUUCCAAGGUUUAAAAAAAAAAAAAGAUUUCAGUGGGUGACGAGCCAGACUUGAGCUACAAAAAAAUAAUUACUCCUGUUUCUUUGAGCCAGGCGUCUUUCAGUGUUUGACAUCUGUGUUGUUUAUUGAUCAUAAUAUUUACACAGCCAUCGUUAGCAUUGUGAGAAUGAAGAGGAUGUUUAAUUUGAAUGAAAAGUUGAAAACACAAUGUCACGUUCUAGCUAGCUUGCUCAACAUGAGUAAAAUAAAACAGAAAUUCUUAAUAUUAUUAGCCUGUUUGGCAAAAAAUUUGUUUUUAUCAGAACGCCAAAACAUUAUUUAUAGUUUAUUUAUUUUAAUCCCGCUAUUAAUUUUGUUACAAGUGUGAUAAUAAAAUUAUGAACGACGUGUA
Messenger RNA from Anguilla rostrata (American eel), 4493 nucleotides. It is a transcript of the gene ttc39c, whose product is annotated as tetratricopeptide repeat domain 39C. Bases 698 to 2449 code for a protein of 583 amino acids. Lineage: Eukaryota; Metazoa; Chordata; Actinopteri; Anguilliformes; Anguillidae. Gene Ontology annotation, biological process: cilium assembly; otolith morphogenesis. The transcript is spliced from 14 exons. Gene Ontology annotation, molecular function: protein binding. The record is from RefSeq and is a predicted model, not a curated record.